AUGUUGGUGGAGGAGGGCUUUCUCUGGCAGCGAGUGAGAGGCCACCCGGUGACCAGCCCGGCGUCUCAGCUCCUGUGCGACAGCCCAUGUGCCCACGGGAACCUGGAAGACCCCAAAAGUGUAACGCAUCAUAAGUUAAUCCACGCUGCGUCAGAGAGGGUGCUGAGCGACACCAAAACCCUCUCAGAAGAGAACAUCCAAGAUAGAGAUGUCCUGUUACUGAUAAAAAAGCGAACCCCAGCUCCGCUUCCCAAGAUGGCUGAUGUCUCUGCAGAGGAGCAGAAAAAACAAGACCAGAAAGCCCCGGACAGAGAUGCCAUCUUCCGAGCCACCGCCAACCUGCCCUCCCACCACCUGGACCGGGCCGUGGUGCAGACCAACAUGCGCGACUUCCAGACAGAACUCCGGAAAAUCCUGGUCUCUCUCAUAGAGGUGGCACAAAAGCUGCUUGCCUUGAACCCGGAUGCCGUCGAGUUAUUCAAGAAGGCGAAUGCCAUGCUGGAGGAGGACGAGGAGGAGCGUGUGGAUGAGGCCGCCCUGCGACAGCUCACGGAGAUGGGCUUCCCCGAGACCAGGGCCACGAAGGCCUUGCGGCUGAACCACAUGUCUGUGACCCAGGCCAUGGAGUGGCUCAUCGAGCACGCGGAAGACCCAACCUUAGACACGCCUCUCCCCGGCCAGGCCUCGGCAGGCACUGUGGGGGCUGCCGCCGCUGCGGCCGCCGCCUCCACCUCCGCCGAGACAAGUGCGGGGGACGAGGAGCCCAGAGACGACCUGACGGAGGUCUUCAAGAAGAUUCGAAGGAAAAGGGAGUUCCGGCCGGACUCACGGGCCGUUGUCUCCCUGAUGGAAAUGGGGUUCGAUGAAAAGGAGGUAAUAGAUGCUCUCCGCGUGAACAACAACCAGCAGAACGCUGCUUGCGAGUGGCUGCUGGGAGACCGGAAGCCCUCCCCUGAGGAGCUGGACAAGGGCAUGGACCCCAACAGCCCCCUCUUCCAAGCCAUCCUGGACAACCCUGUAGUGCAGCUGGGUCUGACCAACCCUAAGACCCUACUCGCAUUUGAAGACAUGCUUGAGAACCCGCUCAGCAGCACCCAGUGGAUGAACGACCCCGAGACCGGGCCCGUCAUGCUGCAGAUCUCCAGGCUCUUCCAGACCCUGAACCGGACGUAG
This is a messenger RNA of Orycteropus afer afer, 1173 nucleotides long. It is a transcript of the gene UBAC1, whose product is annotated as UBA domain containing 1. The transcript is spliced from 10 exons. NCBI's taxonomy places the organism in Eukaryota, Metazoa, Chordata, Mammalia, Tubulidentata, Orycteropodidae. Bases 1 to 1173 code for a protein of 390 amino acids. Gene Ontology annotation, molecular function: protein binding. The record is from RefSeq and is a predicted model, not a curated record.